GUGUUUAUCAUGGCUCCUGUGAGGUGUAGUGUGCCGGGUGAGAGACUGUGCAGCACUGAAGACUGUGCUCCUGGCUAUGGCACUUUCUGCAGACAUGGCUAUAUUUUUGCCUCCCUGGCAGGUUACAUAGUGAAGAAAAGUGACAAUGGCUUGAUGCCAAUCAUUUCUGUGGUGAGGGACACUGAUUCACAUCUUCUGCCAGAUGUGGGUUCUGUUGUCACUUGUAAGGUAACAAGCAUUAACUCCAGGUUUGCAAAGGUCCAAAUUAUGUAUAUUGGUUCAACUCCGCUGAGAAAUACAUUCCGAGGCACAAUCAGGAAAGAAGACAUUCGUGCUACAGAAAAAGACAAGGUUGAAGUCUACAAAAGCUUUCGGCCAGGAGAUAUCGUUAUGGCCAAAGUGAUAUCUUUGGGUGACAUCCAGUCAAAUUAUCUAUUAAGCACAGCAGAGAAUGAGCUGGGAGUUGUUGUUGCUCACAGUGAAGCAGGAGCGACUAUGGUGCCAAUCAGCUGGUGUGAGAUGCAGUGUCCAAAGACGCACAUUAAAGAACAGAGGAAAGUUGCACGGGUGCAGCCAGAGUUUCUGCAGACGUAGAAAUCGACAGCUGUUUAAGUUCUUUGGAGUUGCCUCUAACCACUCCAUUGCCAGUCAGUUCUGACUUAUUCUAAUUUGUAUUGUGGCAAACAAUUAUAUAAUCUUUUUAAAUGCUUUUUUUUUUUUUUAUUUUUUUUUUUUUAAAUCACAACCUUGUUGCUAUAUGGAGUAUUGCUCUGUAACAUAACCAAACCGUGGCUGUUACAUUUCUUCCAUACUUUAGUUUGUUAUAAAUAAGACAAGCCAAAAAACAUAGCUAGAUUCCCUUCAAAGAAUUUUAAACAGUAUUUGUUUCCUCCAAAAAAAAAAAAAAUCCCAUCAUGCCUCAGAUAUAUGUUCCGGUGGUUUUAUUUGGGUUUUGUACAUUUGCCUCUAUGGAAAUUAAAUUACAUCUGUCAUUUA
Molecule: messenger RNA, 996 nt
Organism: Xenopus laevis (African clawed frog)
Lineage: Eukaryota; Metazoa; Chordata; Amphibia; Anura; Pipidae
Gene: exosc1.L
Product: exosome component 1 L homeolog
Biological process (GO): RNA processing
Cellular component (GO): nucleus; exosome (RNase complex); nuclear exosome (RNase complex)
Molecular function (GO): nucleic acid binding; RNA binding
Source: RefSeq, marked provisional